CUCAGAGUAGGAAAAGUCCAAAAGAUAUUAAUAAUUCAUUUUUUAAUAUUUUAUUUAUAUACAUUAUUCUAAAUUAUUAUAUUUGAUAUAUUUAAAUUUAAAAUCUCUUAAGCGGCAACACUGUUCUAUACAAACAAUGGAGAGGAGAUUCGUGGUUUACGGCGUUACUUUUCAAAAUCUCAUAAAUAUGAUUGAAUAGCUAUUGUAAUGAUUGUAAUUAUUAGCAUGUAAAAUGUCGUUGACAAACGAUGUAAUUUAUCGUCAGAGUAGUUCAGAAUUGUUGAAUCCCGAUCAGUCAUCUACAAAUAGCCAGUGCCGUUUAUAUGCAGACGACGAAGCAUUUCAUGAUUAUUUACCUAACGUGGUCAGCUGUAAUCACGAAAUGUUAUCUGGCACUCAGCAAUGCCAUCAAAUAGAUAAAUAUAACGAAGAGAAAGACGAAUACGCGGAUGAAAUUAAAUGUCAGAUUGCAGAAGAAUGUGAAUUUGACGUUUCUGCUGUAGGGAAUGAUCAAGAGAGCUCCGAAUCUCUUUCAUCCAGCGUAUCUAUGAGUGAUUCUGAAGAUUCAUUAAACAUUUCGGAAUCAGAAUCAAUUACUGAUGUUACUCCUCUCCAUUCACCAUAUUGUCAUAGUCCAUUGCCAAAAAACAAAUCUGAUGCUAGAAAUGUCUCAAUGGAUGUAGAAUUGCAUCAGUCAGAAAAUGAAAAUUCCUCAUUAAUUAAAUUUCCAGCUAGCAUUCCAAAGGCAAAAGAUUAUCCUAAAACAGCAUUUGUACGUAGAUCCAUGAUUGAGAAUAAAACUUUAGAUAUGAAUGAAUUAUUAGAUGCUGUCAAACAAUUAGAAACUCAUCAAAGGUCUAGGCUUAUAAGACCAAGAAAUUGUGUAACCCCGCCGUUGACUAGAAGAAGAAAAUGUGUUUCUUUCUCGAAUGAUGAAAUUUGCAAUAUUGAUCAAGAAAAUCAAAGAUUAUUUAAGAAAUUAAUAUCCAUCCAUUCGAGAACAAAAUCCAAAUACCAUUCUCAGACUAGGACACGUCAAACACCAUCGCUUAUACCUAGACGCCGGCCACAACAAACAAUUGAAAUGGAAAAUCGAAUUUACCGAAUGAUGAAGACCGAAAGUACGGUCGAAAACGUUUGUUUACUAUUAAAUUGUUUACUACUGGACGUUUAAAGGUUUUGGAGUGUUAAUUUAUAUGCUUUCCAGUAUUCAUGUAAGAAGAUUUUAAGUUUAAUAUUUUAUAUUUAAUCAAAUUUAUUGAAAAUAAAAUGCUUUGUUAAUUUAUUUUAUUAUACACAUUUAAUAUUGAAUAAAUAAUGUGGAUAUUGAGAUCUAAAUGAGUUUU
Molecule: messenger RNA, 1346 nt
Organism: Centruroides sculpturatus (bark scorpion)
Lineage: Eukaryota; Metazoa; Arthropoda; Arachnida; Scorpiones; Buthidae
Product: cilia- and flagella-associated protein 97-like
Exons: 2
Coding region: 233-1174 (313 amino acids)
Biological process (GO): spermatogenesis
Source: RefSeq, a predicted model, not a curated record